Messenger RNA from Mollisia scopiformis, 1191 nucleotides. RefSeq lists its product as uncharacterized. The coding region runs from base 1 to 1191 and encodes 396 amino acids. The transcript is spliced from 2 exons. The record is from RefSeq and is a predicted model, not a curated record. Lineage: Eukaryota; Fungi; Ascomycota; Leotiomycetes; Helotiales; Mollisiaceae.
AUGGGCAAACACAGCAAAAUCUACGGCAAAGUCGUCGGAAAAGACGCCUCUGACCGCCCCGGCUGGAAAGGCCCCAGCUUCACCAAGAAGAAAGCCACCCCACCUACCCCUACCCCUCCAAAAGCCUCAAAACCAUCAUUAGAAGAAGAGAAAGAAAGCGCAAUUCCACUAGAACUCCAACAACUCCUGCUCAAUGUCUUCAAAGACACGUUUCCGGACGUCCUAGGGUCCGAUGAUCGCCAGCAGUUAUUGCAAGAGGUGAAGAAUGCGCUGUAUGAGCGGGAUUUUAAGAGGGCGUUUGGGAGUGAGAGGUUUUUGGAGACGUAUGCGAUGAGGUGGAGUCCCAGUCGGGCGGUUUGUUAUUUGGGUGUUCUUGUUGAUGUUUCGGGGUUCUUGAGUGGGAUUUGGGAGUUAUGUGGGGUGCUUGGUGGUGGUGAGGUGGAUGGGAGGGAUGAGAGGAUGCGGGUUGUGGCUUUUGGGGGAGGUGCUGCUGAGGUUGUUGCUUUUGGGGGGUUUGUUCGUUAUUUCUUUGUUAAUGCUUCAUCGGAGGACAAUGUUGGAGUUGAGCCAAACCCAAUAUCUAUGACGGGAACCCAGGAAACAUCGACGUCGUCUGGAUUGGAUCUUGUUCUUGUUGAUAGCGCUGAAUGGGGAGAAGUUGUUCACAAACUCACACACAGCAUCACCACACCACCUCCACUUUCCAAGUAUGCCAAUGCUGCCGCCAAAGCAGCAAACGCCUCCUUACUUCGGAGCAAAGAUAUCAAGACCACGUUUCUUGCGGAAGAUGUCCUCAAGAUGACAACCAGUCAGAUGAGCGAUCUCUUUGGAAAAUCACCCGUGCUUCUUACCCUUUUGUUUACUCUCAAUGAACUCUACACCUCAUCAAUCAGCUCCACGACCAAGUUCCUCUUGAACCUCACCAUGGCUGCCAAGCGAGGAUCUCUACUGCUCGUGGUGGACAGUCCGGGAAGCUACUCGGAAACAACGGUCGGAGAGUCAACCAAGAAGUAUCCUAUGCAUUGGCUACUUGACCACACCCUGCUUGACACGUCGAAGGUAGACGACAAGGCCGUGUGGGAGAAAUUAGUGUCUGAUGAUUCGAGGUGGUUUCGAAUGCCCGAGGAGCUGCGAUACCCGAUCUCAUUGGAGAAUAUGCGUUAUCAGAUUCACUUAUACCGACGAGUAUGA